Molecule: messenger RNA, 2445 nt
Organism: Schizosaccharomyces osmophilus
Lineage: Eukaryota; Fungi; Ascomycota; Schizosaccharomycetes; Schizosaccharomycetales; Schizosaccharomycetaceae
Product: TPR repeat protein, TTC27-like protein
Exons: 1
Coding region: 1-2445 (814 amino acids)
Molecular function (GO): protein binding
Source: RefSeq, a predicted model, not a curated record
AUGGCACCUAUCGCCGAUAAAGCAGUUUUAUUUGGGUCCCAUUUGCAAUCUCUUGAUAGUUUCAACGAUGUUUUAGAGGACACACUCAAUAUUCCCAAAUUUUUGUGCCAGUACUGGAAUUCAGAUGCAUUUAGCAAAGAUAUUUCGAAAGAAGAGUUUGGUGACACAGCCGUACAACUCUUGGAAUAUUUUAUUCAAACAAAUUACACUGGCCCUUUCCUUCCUAUUGAUCCAGUUCAGUGGCUUCCUGCAACUCUCCGUAACCACGAGAAACUCCAUGCAUCUGUCUUGGAAGCUUUAACUGAAGAAGGGGAACGUCCUUAUCAUCUGACACCCAAACUUUUAUUCAUAUUGCUUGCACAAACUUUGUUUGAAUUUGCUCAAAGUUCCAACCCUAUUCAUAUCUGGCACCGUAUUCGUUUGGACUUUAUUCACCAACAGCUACUCAGAAGUCAUGUUUCAGUUCUCUUUAAUCGAAUCACGGAAUAUGUGCAAUUAUUGAAUGACUAUAUUCAAACACAAGACCAAGAUACACAAGGUCGUUUUGCAAUGGAGCUUGGAUUGAUUCAAUCCUAUUACGAUCGGGAUACUGCUGCGUUGCAAUUAUUGAAAGAUUCUGGCAAUAUUAUGGGCUUCAAUUUUGAACUUACCGGUGCCCCGGGCAGAAGAACUAAAUUUCAAACAUUUGACACCUCGCAAUUAGUUGUUUUGGCAAAAUCUCGCGAUCGUACUUCAGGAACAAAGCCUUCUGAACAAUCCAAGUCACAACCUAAAACAUUUAAUUUGGAUGAUGACACCUUGUUGGAGAGAGUAAGUUUUAAGGAGGAUUCAAUGAGUUUGGCGGCUCAAGAGAACGUGAACCCUUUACUGGCAACGGAAGACCCAAAUCAUCCGUCGCAAUUGCAUCCUUUAGAUGCUUCUCUUUUACUAGCUUUUUGCCACAUUAUUAAGAACAACAAUCCCGAUGAUGGUUUAACACGCGAGGAAAUGUCUCCGUACGCUGAGCGAGUGUUAGUCCACCCAAUUAACUGGUCAGUUUAUACCAUGGGCCUCUUAGUCCGUGCUCGACUUGAAGGAUUUAAAAGUAGAACUGUUGAAAGAAGUGUUUUACAGAUGCAAGCUUUGUUUGAUCAGCUUAAUGAUCAACUUAGCUCUGGCGCUUCUGCUGAUGGUGCAGACCAACAAAACACUACUGGAUCAUUUUUACCAAAACCAAAAGAAGAAGGUGAAAAUGCUUCUUUGCAAGAACGUUUAGCUUAUUUCUAUAGUCUACGUAUGCCUUCUCGUUGGCAAUUGGAAGCUGAACUUGCUGAACGCUUUGUUUCUGUGGGUGCUACUAGGUCUGCAUUGGAAAUUUUUGAACGCUUACAGAUGUGGGACCGUGUUGUCGUUUGUCAAUGCUCACUUGAUCGUAGAGAUUUAGCUGUACAAGUUAUCGAGAGACAGUUAAGUAUUGACCCGAAAGAACAUUUAUUGCGUACUAUGCUCGGAGAUAUUCAAAAUGAACCUAAGCAUUAUAUAGAAGCCUGGGAACUUUCCGGCGAACACUACGCUCCUGCUCAGCGGUCGUUGGGACGCUAUUAUUUUAAACAAGGUGAGAUGAUGAAAGCUAUGAAUGCUUUCUACAAAUCUCUUCGUAUCAAUCCUUUGUCGCAUCCUACUUGGUUUACCUAUGGAUGUGCUGCUUUAGGUGUGAAGAAUUAUGAUGCUGCAAUGGAAGCUUUUACACGUUGUCUAUCAAUUAGUCCAGAAGAUGGAGAAAGCUGGAAUAAUUUAGCAAGCGCAAUGUUGAAGGCAAACAGCCAUUCCAAGAAAGAAGCCUGGCAUACUAUACAACAGGGUCUGAAGUACAUGUAUGACAGCUGGCGCGUUUGGGAAAAUUAUAUGUUAAUUUCUGUCGAUGUGAAUCAGUGGACAGAAGUUAUCCGCGCCCUUCGCCGAAUUAUAGAAAUUAAAAGUAAAGCUGCAGGUGAGAAAGCUGUUGAUGUUGAGUGCUUGGAUCUAGUUGUUAGUCAUGUGAUGCAAACUUGUGAUGAUGAUUCAGCCGGUAUCGCGAAGAUGUUGAACGAAUUAAUUAGAAUCAUUAUUCCUCUAAUUACGAAUGACACUCGACUUUGGAAGACUAUAGCUCGUUAUAGCCUUUGGAAGAGAAAGUAUGCAGAGUCCUUGGAUGCUACUAUCAAGUCUUAUAGAAUUUUGAUAUCCAGUCCAAAUAUCACAACGGAUGAAGCUACUUGGAACAAAACGGUAGAAGAUGCAUUAGAGCUGGUAGAGGCAUAUGAGAAUCUCGGCGAAAAACCUGGAAGAAUGGGUGGUGUAGUCGCAAAGGAUUGGAAAUUUAAAUCUCGAAGCGUUUUACGUUCUUUACUGGGCACAGGCAAAGAUUCAUGGUCUGAAACAGAAUCGUAUCAGAAGAUCGUAGACACUCUCAAAGAACUUAGGUAA